Messenger RNA from Cooperia oncophora, 948 nucleotides. NCBI's taxonomy places the organism in Eukaryota, Metazoa, Nematoda, Chromadorea, Rhabditida, Trichostrongylidae. The record is from the annotation of a GenBank genome assembly.
AUGGUUAUUCGGCACGUAUGGUUGUUACCAGUGAUAGCAGUGGCGUUGACGCUUGCAGGAAUGUUGAGUGGGUACAUCAUUGGAGUGCUAACAAAGCAUCUACCGCCCCUUGUUACCGUUUAUAAGGUAGGUGCGUUCAGUCAGAUUUGGGUCAGGAAAUCUGUCGAUGGCGGUUAUUAUCCACCCGAAGGAUGCAUUUUUGCUCAAUUUCUGAAUAUGGCAUCGUUUUUUAUUGUUAUCACAGUUUAUGUACGACAUCGUCAAACGGUUGAAUAUUACGGACAUCGCCUGCAUUGGGAGAAAACGGCAUGGCGAUGGAUGUCGUUGGCACUGAUGUACAUCGGAAUCACUAGUGCGAUUGGCAUUACGAUCGUUGCUAACUUUCCUGAAUCUGAAGUACCCAAAGUUCAUCUUUUCGGGGCUGCACUCACAUUCAUUUCGUUGAUGAUUUAUGGUUGGGGUCAAGUGAUCAUAGGCUACGCCAUGGUGCCAAGAAUGGCUUCGAUGUGGGUGAAUCAUUUACGACUUGUGAUUAUGCUCAUCGCUACCCCUUGUUUCCUACUCCAUGAGCUGGCUGCUUCGUUCAAAAUCUUUGUGCCAAAAGGAGCGGGCAUCCCUCCUGGAGGAUGGAUUGGAAUCAAGCGGCCGAAGCCCGACUCACCGCUUUAUUUGAACUACAUAGUAUCCACCAGUUCCGAGUGGGCGCUGGCGUUCGCAAUGCUGAUGUUCGUGUUGACGUUGACUGCCGAAUUACGAUACGCCUAUGCUCACGCACCACGAGUGAUCUUCAGACGAAGCCCUCAAGAUUGUCCAGAUCUAGGUGAGCUGAGAACUCUUCAAAAGUCAGCACUCAUUCCUGCUCCAAUUUCUCUAAGCAGUUCGGAGUCAACGUUGAAGAACUAUUUAACAUUCCAUGAAUCCGACACCUUGUCUCCCAUACAGAUCUAA